AUGGUCUCUUCUACAGCUGUCGAGGUAGAAGUCAUCAACGGUACUGAUCUGAAUGUGGAAAACCGGCAGUUGACACAGAGGGGCGGCUUACUACCAUUACUACUACUGCUACUGCUACUUACUACUACUGCUGCUACUGCUGCUGCAAUUACAACCGCACUGCAUGCCUACAUGCAAUCGUUCACUGCCUUACAACGCUCUGUCAUCUCCGUCUGCACUACUCCACACCUCUGCCAAUCAUCGAUACAUUUAUACACAGACAUAGACACACACACUCACACGGAAGAGAUGGCAGUCAAAGCGGUUGACGAAGACGAUGAUGAUAGGACGAGAGAAAAGGGCGCUCUGCAGUGCGACAUAUUCACCGACGAUUCAAAGAGUGACGACAAUAUUGCUGGGGACUUUUUCUUUAUUAUGUUUAAGAACACAUAA
Molecule: messenger RNA, 432 nt
Organism: Loa loa (African eye worm)
Lineage: Eukaryota; Metazoa; Nematoda; Chromadorea; Rhabditida; Onchocercidae
Exons: 4
Coding region: 1-432 (143 amino acids)
Source: RefSeq, a predicted model, not a curated record